This is a messenger RNA of Biomphalaria glabrata, 1434 nucleotides long. Its product is annotated as lys-63-specific deubiquitinase BRCC36-like. Lineage: Eukaryota; Metazoa; Mollusca; Gastropoda; Planorbidae. Gene Ontology annotation, biological process: double-strand break repair. Bases 154 to 975 code for a protein of 273 amino acids. Gene Ontology annotation, cellular component: BRISC complex; BRCA1-A complex. Gene Ontology annotation, molecular function: polyubiquitin modification-dependent protein binding; metallopeptidase activity; cysteine-type deubiquitinase activity. The record is from RefSeq and is a predicted model, not a curated record. The transcript is spliced from 7 exons.
GUGAUUCUAGUUUUUAAGAAGAAAUGAUUGUAAACAAACGAAUAAAUCUGUAGUUGUAGUGUAGAAUCUAGACUAGUCUAUAGAGGCUACAUCUAUCUAUAGACAGUAUAGAUCUGGUUGAUAAAUUUAAAUACAAAUAAAAACAAAAUAAACAUGAGUUUACAAAGCGUGUGUAUGUAUUCUGAUGUUUAUCUAGUGUGUCUCACACAUGCUCUUUCUACGGAACGAGAAGAGGUCAUGGGUCUUUUAAUUGGAGAGGUUGAUAGUUCCAAAGUUUUACACAUCUCGUCUGUUGUGCUCUUGUGUAGGUCAGACAAACAAGCAGACAGAGUGGAAAUAUCCCCAGAGCAGCAGAUGGAUGCUUCAAUCAAAGCUGAACAAUUGUCUAAAGAAUUGAACAGACCCAUGAGAGUAGUGGGAUGGUACCACUCACACCCUCACAUCACUGUCUGGCCAUCUCAUGUAGAUGUGCGAACACAGUUCAAUUAUCAACAAAUGGAUGCUGGUUUUGUUGGUAUUAUAUUUUCAGUUUUCAAUGAGGAUAAAGUAACAAAGCAAAACAGAAUAGAAGUGACAUGUUUCCAGUCUCAAGACUUUAAUUCACAGGUGGAGGUGCCUCUGGAGGUUGUACCAUCCACUUCCAUCUCAGUGCCUUGUCUUGAUGCUCUGAUCACUAUACCAUAUAUACUUCUCCAGGAGGAGGGGGAAGCUUAUGAUCGAGUCACCAAUGAAGAUCAAGAUCUUUUAACACGAAUACACAACGCUGCAGUGUACACCAAAUCAGUGUCCCACGUCCUGGAGGCCAUCACUGUCCCUUUGACCCACAACCUGGAGACGAGGUUGAGGAACAACAAGAUGGACAUCCAGAGGCUGCAAAGGGAAAAAGAGGCAUUGACUCAGAGGCUGAUGGAGCUACAGCAGAAGAAUGCUUCCAGGUCACAAUCACAUGAGGAUCUAAUCAACUUGAUGGACUAGUUGAAGAGAUCACUGUGCAGGUACAACCGAAACUGGAUCAACUUUGGGAAAUAUUCUCAAAGUACAGGAUACAGGUUGUUUUUUCCUAAAUACAUUUAUUUGACAAGUGAACAUGUGGUUAAAAAAAAAAAUUUUUGUAAAGAUGAAGACAUUCAAAUGUCAACGUCCUGCUGGGAGAAAUGAAUUAUGAAUGCUUACUAUAAUGUUAAUCAUAUUCAGUUGGACAGUGUUGCAUGAAAAGCGAAUUGGUGCAAUCUUGUGAAUAAUAUUUAUCAAAUGUAUUUAGUAUACAUGCUGAUCAGUUGAACAUAAAACUGUAGAUAGCUUACAAAUAUUUAGCGAUAUAUGUAAUAUUUGUAUAUUAUUUUAAUUCUAAAUUACUUCUCACUUUUUUCUUUUUAUUGCUGUUGAUAUUAUUCUUUGUACAUUUUAGUUCAAUAAAAGCCUUUUUUUUUUUUU